AUGAAUCAACACAAGCUGAUAUCAGAUCCAAAGAAUAACCGGGACAACAAUGGCCAAGUUAAUAAGAAGUUUCCUGCAGCCAUUCAUUAUUCAAUCUCUCGUACUUGUUCAGAGCAAAAGAUUGUGAGGGAAAGUCUUCACUACAAAACGUAUGAAGAAGCUGCUAUGAUCGUGAAAAAGAUCAACAAACCCGCUUUAUUAACUAUACAGAGUCCAGAUGGAGAUCUCGUUGAUUGUAUUGAUAAAAGAAAGCAACCAGCUUUUGAUCACCCUCUUUUAAGAGACCACAAGAUACGGAGGGUGCCUACACAAUGGCUAAAAUUGAAGAGUGGAAAGUUGAAGACUAGUGUUAAUGAAGUAUCUCAAAUUUGGUUAAGAAACAAGACAAGGUGUCCCAAACAUACUAUCCCAAUACGACGUACCACAAUUGAUGAUGUUAUGAGAGGCAGUUUUAUAUCUCAAGUGGGUGAAAAACAAACCUCAAACUAUCAUACACUUAAUACACCUAAUCUUCAUCACGAGAUACUUAAUUCUAGUUACUAUGCAACAGUUGUCCAUAAAGAACCAGAAGGGGUGUAUGGGGCAGAAGCACGAUUAAAUGUGUGGCAGCCAUUUGUUGAGGAAAUCAAUGAAUUCAGCUUAGCUCAAAUUUGGAUAAGCUCUAAACCAUAUGAUGGAGAACUAAACAGUAUUGAAGUUGGAUGGCAUGUUUAUCCAUUGCUAUAUGGUGAUAAUGGAACAAGAUUUUUUAUUUUCUGGACGAAAGAUGGGUAUCAAACAGGGAGAUGUUACAAUAUUCAAAAUUGUCCAGGAUUCAUACAAACCACUAAAAAAAUGAUUGUGGGAGGUGCAUUGGAAAAAAUAUCUCAGUAUAAUGGUACCCAAUAUGACAUUACUAUCCUCGUUAGGAAGAGCCGGUUUUUCUAUCCGUUUGACCAUCAUUUACUAACGGUGAUUGUAAACUGA
Molecule: messenger RNA, 966 nt
Organism: Tripterygium wilfordii
Lineage: Eukaryota; Viridiplantae; Streptophyta; Magnoliopsida; Celastrales; Celastraceae
Exons: 9
Coding region: 1-966 (321 amino acids)
Source: RefSeq, a predicted model, not a curated record